AUGGUAAAAAGCUCUUUCUGUUUUCCUUGGGAACAAGUCUCAUCCUUUAUCAAGCCCCAACUACCAUCCAAUGCUACAGCACCAGAGUCGUUUGCUUUCGACUUUCACGGCGGAGGACCCUACACUGGCAUCUCCGAUGGUAGAAUUGUCAAAUAUGAAGGUUCCUACGAUGGUUUUGUGGAUUUUGCCUUCACUGCAUCGACUAGGUCCAAGGCAUUGUGUGAUGGCAUUACUAAUCUUACCUUGUCACCAAUCUGUGGUUUGCCAUUGGGUUUGAGUUUCAACUAUGUUACUCGAAACCUUUAUGCUGUUGAUCCAUUUAUUGGACUCACAGUAGUGGGACCUCAUGGAGGGCUUGCAACUACACUGGCCACUUCUGCAGACGGAGUUCCCUUCAGUUUUCUCGUCGGCGUGGACACUGACCCUCUCACUGGCAUCGUUUAUUUUACAGAUGCCAGUGCAAUUUAUGGGCCAAGUAAUGUGACAGAAUCCAUUCGAAGAGCUGUUGGAACAGCAGCCAGCGGCGAUGGCACCUUCGCCCUUGUUUCCGAAUUCAUUGGGAAAAGAAUCCAAAAGUAUUGGCUCGAAGGUCCAAAAGCAAACAUUGCUGAAACGUUCAUGACCUUCGAUGGAAACCCUAACAAAAUUAAACGGAACCCAUUAGGAGAUUUUUGGGUGGCUGUGAACUACCAAACAUAUGAUUCUACUCCAGUUGCUGCCCCUGUAGGGCUAAGGAUUAUUACUUCUGGCAAAGUGAUCGAAACUGUGGAUCUGAGUGAUGAGUACAAUCAGAGAAUCACUACUGUUCAACAACAACUUGGAUCCUUAUAUAUUGGAACCCGCUUUGCUAAUUUUGUUGGUGUGUACAAGAUAUAA
Molecule: messenger RNA, 876 nt
Organism: Ilex paraguariensis (yerba mate)
Lineage: Eukaryota; Viridiplantae; Streptophyta; Magnoliopsida; Aquifoliales; Aquifoliaceae
Source: the annotation of a GenBank genome assembly